GAGUGAGGAACAGAAAGAAAGAAAGGACAGAGAGACUGAGAGAUAGUCUUCUGUGUUGGGUUCCAACCAAAUGCGAUCGGAUUAGCCUCCCAAUACAACAACAAGCUUCUCUUCAUUUUUGAUUCUCACAGAGUCAGACUCCGAUCAUCGCCGCCGUCGAUGAUGAAUAAGAGAUUGAGAACGAGCACCGAUAAACCCGUCGUCAAUGUUUGGCAGCGACAGCUCGGCGAGCUCUCUGCCAGAAACUUCGCCCACCGCCUCGGUGGCUCUGAGGAUCUGGUGCUUCGGCUUGAUAUCCACGGGAAGCUGAACAAGCAUCAAGGGUGUGUGAACACCGUAAGCUUCAAUGCAGAUGGUGAUACUUUGGUUUCAGGUUCUGAUGACACGCGGCUUAUACUAUGGAACUGGGAAACCGGGAAAGUUAACUUGUCAUUCGAUUCCGGUCAUAAUAACAAUGUUUUCCAAGCAAAGUUCAUGCCUUAUAGUAACGAUCGAAGCAUUGUCACUUGUGCUGCUGAUGGACAGGUGAGACAUAUUCAGAUUUCUGAACAUGGGCAAGUGGAGAGUUCAUUGUUGGCCUCACAUACUAGACGCGCUCAUAAGUUAGCUAUUGAGCCUGGAAGCCCUCAUAUUUUCUAUACCUGUGGUGAAGAUGGACUGGUGCUACAUUUUGAUCUCAGAACUGGGGCUCCCACAAAACUUUUGACAUGCCGAGGGCAUGAUGUUAGAGUGAGGUACAAGCCAGUUGUCAAGCUAAAUGCAAUUGCAAUUGACCCAAGAAAUCCAAAUCUCUUUGCAGUCGCAGGUUCUGAUGAGUAUACCCGACUUUUUGAUAUCCGCAAAUAUAACUGGGAUGGAUCAUCCGAUUUUGGUCAGCCUACAAACUACUUCUGCCCACCACAUUUGAUUGGUAAUGACCAAGUUGGAAUUACAGGCUUGGCCUUUUCAGAACAAAGUGAGCUUCUUGUAUCAUAUAAUGACGAGUUCAUCUAUCUUUUUACACGAGAAAUGGGGUUAGGACCUAAUCCUCCCAUUUCUAUGAGUAGUGAUGGAAGUGAAAUGAGUGAUGAUCCCAAGUCUAAAGCAUCUCCAUCAUCCAUGGAUACUGAUGAAAAAACCGUUCCUCAAGUUUACAAGGGUCACAUGAACUCUGAGACUGUGAAAGGUGUGAACUUCUUUGGGCCGAAUUGCGAGUAUGUUGUGAGUGGGUCUGACUGUGGGAGGAUAUUCAUAUGGAAAAAAAAGGGCGGGGAAUUGAUUCGUGUCAUGGAAGGAGAUAAGCAUGUGGUAAACUGUAUCGAGUCUCAUCCUCACACCAUGGUACUUGCAAGCAGUGGAAUUGAGCAUGACAUUAAGAUGUGGACUCCCAAGGCUCUAGAGAGAGCUCCCCUGCCUCAGAACAUUGAACAGGAUGCGGCAAUGGGAUUGGUGAUGGGUGCUGCAACAGGAAGAGGCUGGACUACAGGUUCUGGGAUGGAAGGGCCUCCUACUCCUGCAGGGAUCGACUCCCGAUCAAGUACUGAGAAUGUCUCCACUUUUCCUUGGUCUCUCUUUACAAAAUCGCCUCGCCGUAGAAUGCUUGUAGCUUUCACAUGCAACAUUUGUGGGCAGCGGACAACUCGGGCAAUCAAUCCCCAUGCAUUCACUGAUGGCACUGUCUUUGUGCAGUGUUGUGGAUGCAAUGCCUUUCAUAAGCUCGUGGAUAAUCUGAACCUGUUUCAUGAGAUGAAGUGCUAUGUGAGCCCAGGCUUUGAUUACAAAGGCAAUGGUUGGGAUGCUGUUAACUUCAAAUAUCUGGAAAUGGAAGAUGAUGAUGAUGAUGAAAUAUUUCCAUUCCAAUGAGGUGGAUGGACCACCUAUCGAGUAUGUAUAUUCUGCGCUGAUGUAUUGGGGAUAUUUAGCUUAGUUGUCUUGUAUAUGUCACUAUCUGGUUACAUUUUGAUAUUUAGCAUUGGAAUAUCUGGGUAUUUAUAUAGCUUACUAAGAAAUGUUUGAAUGGGUGAAAAAGCUUAUUACAAAUGAUUCUUAUUUGGAGCUUAUGUAUAGUGAUGGUAAUAAGUUUCUAACAAUGCAAACUUGAGUGCAAUGCCUGAACUUGCAAGCUUAUUCACAUAUUCAUAACUCUUGGCACAAUGGUGAUGAGAUACUAUCUGAUUGAA
Messenger RNA from Fragaria vesca subsp. vesca, 2159 nucleotides. Its product is annotated as DDB1- and CUL4-associated factor 8-like. The transcript is spliced from 6 exons. The record is from RefSeq and is a predicted model, not a curated record. Gene Ontology annotation, molecular function: protein binding. NCBI's taxonomy places the organism in Eukaryota, Viridiplantae, Streptophyta, Magnoliopsida, Rosales, Rosaceae. Bases 160 to 1842 code for a protein of 560 amino acids. Gene Ontology annotation, cellular component: cytoplasm; Cul4-RING E3 ubiquitin ligase complex.